Messenger RNA from Haliotis rufescens (red abalone), 922 nucleotides. RefSeq lists its product as uncharacterized. The coding region runs from base 1 to 726 and encodes 241 amino acids. The transcript has a single exon. Lineage: Eukaryota; Metazoa; Mollusca; Gastropoda; Lepetellida; Haliotidae. The record is from RefSeq and is a predicted model, not a curated record.
AUGACAAACCUGUUGAGACUUUCGAGGUGUAAUGACCAGAAGGACCUCUCUACCUCAACCCCGUUCUUCUGCCCCCCCCCCGCCUUCUUCGGGAUGUACAUCCUGAACAUGUUCCUCAACAUCAGCUGGCUCCUGCUGUUUGACCGCCAACUCAUCGAGCUGGCUUUCAGCUUCCUGUUCGCCAUUGCCUUCACCCUGUACAUCUGCCUGUGGAUCUCCUACACCUCCCUGGAUAACAACAUGGAGGUCCUGGCUAAACUCAAUCUUAAGAUUGAGGACACUUUAGUGCGUGCAUUCGUCCACAACGGGCUUGGAAUCUAUGCGGCUUGGACCACCAUUGCUUCCUUCCUCAACAUGGGCUUUGUGAUUGCCUACAGAGCUAACCCCGCCAUCGACCAGAGCACCGCGUCCUCCAUCUCCCUCGGCUUCAUCACCGCCGCCUUGUUCCUCUUCGUCAUCACCGACCUCUUCCUAUUCGACAGAUACAGUCGGUAUACCAUCACGCCUUAUGGCGUCAUCGUGUGGGCUCUGUCAGGCAGCCUGGCCAAGAAUAUUGACGCUGCUCGCGGGAACUCUAUCUUCACCAUUGUACUCAUAGUGAUAGGCGUGUUAGCUCUCAUUGCCAAGAUAGUGUUCGUCAUCAUCAGAAGCAAGACAAAACCUGUGUUUACCUCAUCCACGAACAUUACCACGCCGGAGAAGCAGUACACUGUCGACAUGGCCUGACGUCAUCAACACGUUUCAUAAACUGGUGAAACCCGUGAAGAUCAGUAUCAGUAUUGGUGUUCAGCAACCCAUGCUUGUCCUAAGGGUCGACUAUCGGGAUUGGGUGGUCAGGCUGACUUACUUGGAGGAUGCAUGCCACGUAUCCAGUAGAUCGAUGGUCAUGAAUGUAAUCACUGGAUUGUCUGGUCCAGGCUCG